Molecule: messenger RNA, 519 nt
Organism: Kockovaella imperatae
Lineage: Eukaryota; Fungi; Basidiomycota; Tremellomycetes; Tremellales; Cuniculitremaceae
Exons: 3
Coding region: 34-498 (154 amino acids)
Source: RefSeq, a predicted model, not a curated record
UAUCUUUCCAUCCCAGUCAGUCCAUCACCCACAAUGUUCUCUAUCAAAGCCCUCAGCAUUAUUGGUGCCCUCGUCGGCAUGACUGCCGCCUACGAUGAGCGGAUGGAAGUCAAAAAGCCGGAUGGUAUGAGCAUGCAGCUUUUUGAGAGAGCAUUCUUCUCCGCCUGUUACGGCUUUGAGCCCAUCCGGACGGUUGAAGGCCCCUGGUUCGGGCCAGAUGCCUUCUUUCAGCCAGGGGAUUAUCAAGGCAAGAACAACGAGACAAUUGCAUUGGCAUCCUGCACAUAUUUCAACGACUACCACCAUCCUGUCGGGGUCACUGCGGGCGUCGCUCAGCUGCUUGGUGGUAACACUACCGAACCUUGCCCUUACGAUGUGUGCACUUGGCAAUAUCAGGCCGACGGAACCUACCUCAGUGGCUUGAUAUCCCACGCACCCGACUUUGGGUACCAAUACAACAACUUUUCCACCUGGGGGUGUUUCAAGCCCCAGGCCUGAGCGGAUCUUCUACCAUGCAAC